AUGGGAGAUCAGGACAGCUUGGCAGCUAUUUGCCGUGCGAGCUUCCCGGAGAGCCGAAGUUGGAGGUGGAAGCUCUGGAGCCCCAACGACAGCGUGUGGUACGAACGCAUCCGAGAGCUGUGGGAGGACUGGCCCUUGAGCGGAUCAAACGUAAGUUUGGUAGCGGAGCCCUACGGGGCUCGCUGCCGGUCCGCCAUACGGACCUCGCUUACGUGGCUGCCAGCCGUUGACGCGGCUUGCCUCGUAAGCGGGGCUGGACUGGGGCGACUUCGAUCGGGACUUUGGCAUCGACAACUUCCUGGUGCUGCGCUGCUUUUGGGCCGUGCUACAUCAGUGACUUUGUCUUGGUUCUCGGGCCUGGUGCGCUUCAUCCUUGCCUUUGACUUGACCCUCGGGCUCGCUGCUGCGCUUUGCUCCUGCCCUUUGUCCUGGUGCCUGAAUCCAUUGCGGUGGCACUACACCCUUGCCGGCGACUUGGUUGUCGGGCACUGCUGA
Messenger RNA from Cladocopium goreaui, 495 nucleotides. Lineage: Eukaryota; Dinophyceae; Suessiales; Symbiodiniaceae. The record is from the annotation of a GenBank genome assembly.